This is a messenger RNA of Ooceraea biroi (clonal raider ant), 1958 nucleotides long. Its product is annotated as receptor-type tyrosine-protein phosphatase alpha. Lineage: Eukaryota; Metazoa; Arthropoda; Insecta; Hymenoptera; Formicidae. The record is from RefSeq and is a predicted model, not a curated record. Gene Ontology annotation, biological process: motor neuron axon guidance; protein dephosphorylation. Gene Ontology annotation, molecular function: protein tyrosine phosphatase activity.
UAUUACGUGUCACGUGCUAUAAUCCAUUAACUGCUUCUGACAGAAAAAGACAGACAGCGAUUAAAUUGAUACUGCAUAACGAGAUACCCUUAUCUAGUAACAUCGAGGAUUAUGAGCACGAAAGACAUUUUGUAAUAUCAAAUUCGAAACAGAGUCUCUCAACUCUUUCCGACAGGCAAUCGCGAGUAACUUCAUAUCAUCAUUAUGAAGAGAUAAAGGAAAUAACAUGGAUAGUGAAAGUAAAAGAUUUCGACAAUUUUGUUAAACAGGCAAUAGAAACAGGAUUGCUGAAUCAGCAAUGCGAGAAGUUACCAAAACGACACACUCAAUCAUGUGUUCAUGGUAAGCUUCCACAGAAUAUAAUAAAAAAUCGAUGCGAGAAUCUUGUUCCAAAUGACGAUACGCGCGUUGUGCUGAAGCAACUUCCGAGCGAUCCUCAUUCCGAUUAUAUCAAUGCCAAUUACAUCACCGGCUAUAGGAAGAAGAAACAUUACAUAGCCACUUAAGGACCCAAACCCAACACGGUUAUCGAUUUCUGGCGCAUGAUUUGGCAAGAAAAUGUUCUAAUUAUUUGUAUGCUGACAAAUGUAAUUGAAAAUGGAAAGACUAAGUGCGAGCAAUAUUGGCCAGAUAUCGGCAAUAAGAAGAAAUACGGUAAUAUUAUUGUGCUGAAUGCGAAGCAACAUGUCUCAGCCGAUUAUUGCUUCAGAACUUUCCAAAUUACUUACGGAAGAGAAACGCGGAAGGUGGAACAUCUGCAUUAUACGGCCUGGCCGGAUCGUGGUGUACCAUUGUACACACACUCCAUAGUAACGUAUCUGAAAAAAUUAUUGGCAACUCCGCCUGGUAAUGGCUCUGUGGUAGUCCAUUGUAGCACAGGCGUCGGCAGAACUGGAGUCAUCAUUCUGUGCGACAUUUGUCUUCGUCAAGCAGCGGCUGAAGGAGUGGUCGACAUUUUUGCCAAAACGGUAUCCAUUAGAAGCGAGAGAGCUAAUAUAAUUCACAGUAAGCAACAGUACUUAUUAGCACAUUUGGUGUUGAUGGAAUGUUUACUUUCCAUGCCGACCACGUUACCGUGCAAUAAGAUGUUGCCAAAGCAAAUCCAAGAGUUGAAAAAACAAUUACCAGAGCAACAACAAAGAUUACAAAAUACUGCAUGGCAAGACGAAGCUCUGCAACCGAUCCCGUUGGCACCGCCAUUGUCGGAGUGUAAUCGUAAAAAGAACAGAUUUCCGGAAUUGAUUUCAGAUAAGAUUAGCAGAAUAUAUUUGACGAGAUAUCCAGCAUCAGACGAGGACAGCGAUUAUCUAUCUGCUGUUUACGUAGACGGAGUAAAACUUCAGAAACAAUAUUUAGCCACCCAACUGCCCAUGCCAUCAACUAUUAGUGAUUUUUGGCGUAUGGUUGCCGAAUUCAAAGUGGAACUCAUUCUCAUGCUGCAAUUCCCCGAUCCUCAGGAUCCUACUUGCUGUGCAAUCGCUCCUGCGAGCGGCGAGUUUAAACCAACACCAUAUUUAAAGAUUAUAGCGAAGGAAACAAUGAAAUUUAAGUAUUAUAUGUCACAAAAAUUGUUACUUGUUGACAACUCCGAGAAACUAUCGAGGGAACGAUCCGUGACUAUACUUUGUCUAACAGAAUGGGAACCCGGAAGGAAUCAACCACCGCCAUCGGUCAUGACGAUGGUGAUGUUUUGGCAAGCUGCAGAAAGAAUUUCGAGAGGCGAUGGACCUACUGUCACACUUUGCCAUGACGGAGUGACUGGAUGCGGUCUUUAUUUAGCGUUGAGUUUUCUGUUAGAACGAAUGGCGGUCGAGAAGGAAUUCGAUGUUUGUUCGGCAGUGCGUGCUGUUAGACGAUCAAGACCAUAUUUUGUAGAAUCUUUGGAACAUUUAGAAUAUCUAUAUGAUGCUGCAAUGGCAUAUUUGGAGCUCUUUCAAACUUAUGCAAAUUUUUCGUGA